Messenger RNA from Sturnus vulgaris (Common starling), 3897 nucleotides. The record is from RefSeq and is a predicted model, not a curated record. NCBI's taxonomy places the organism in Eukaryota, Metazoa, Chordata, Aves, Passeriformes, Sturnidae.
AUGGGAUCUCUGGGCCCGUCUCCCGAGGAGUCCCCGGCGUUGCCGCGGGCGCUGCUGCGGCCGGAGCCGCGGGCCGUGUCCGUGCCCGUUCCCGUUCCCGUGGCCGUGGCCGUGUCCUGGGACGCGUCCGGCGUGGACCAAAGCACUUUAGAGCCCCCGGGCGGCUGCCGGCACCGCCCGGCGUCACCGUCACCGUGCCGGGAGCCCCGCGGCGUCACCGCGCUCCGGCUGCGCGCCGAGCACGAGGAGCCUGAGGAGGAGGAGGAAUAUCCCCAAAACGAACCAAAGCAAGCGGAAGGGCUCGGCACGGAGCAGCCGGAUCAAAGCAGGAGGGGCGUGCAGAGGUUGGAGUGGAUCUCCAGGGCCACCGCGAGCCCCAGCCCGGCUUUCCAGGAGCCGCUCCCGGCGCCGGACGCGGCGCCCGCCUCGGCGUUCCCGGCGUUCCGCAAAUCGCUGCCGGCCAAAAGCGACGCCUCGGCCCGAGCCGAGCCGGACUUCGCCGCCGCGCCCGAGUGGGCCCCGCCCAAAGCGGACGCGGUGGGCAAACAAUCGUGGACGGUGAACGCCGAGGACUCGGUGGAGCGGCUGCUGCCGGAGCCGGCGCCGGAGGUGAGCGCGCCCUACGUGUGCGGCGUGCUGCUGGACGAGCCGGCCGAGGCGCGGGGGCCGCGGCACGGGCGGGACGACGCCGACGCCGCCGGCGUGUUCACCUGCAUCGAGUGCAGCAUCUACUUCCGGCGGCGCGAGCACCUGCUGGAGCACACGCUGCAGCACAGCCGCGGCUGCGCCCCGCGCGGCGCCGACGCCGCCGGCCGCUGCCGCUUCUGCUGCGCCGAGUGCGGCUGGGCCUUCGGCGACGCCGCGGCGCUGGAGCGGCACAAGAGGCAGCACCAGGAGUCGCGGGAGAAAAUCAUCGAGGAGAUCCAGAAACUCAACGAGUUCCCGGACGAGGGGCGCGAGGCGCGGCUCCAGUGCCCCAAAUGCGUUUUCGGCACCAACUCCUCCAAGAUUUUCGUGCAGCACGCCAAGAUGCACGUGAAGGAGAGGAAGGAGCAGGGCUCCAGGAGCUCGGGGCUCUUCGGCGAGCUCCGGGACGGCGCCGGGCACGGCCUCUACAAAGCCCCGCGCGCCGAGGAGGCGCCGGGCGGCAAAGCUCCGAGCGCCUGCGUCCUCUGCGGCUUCCCGGCCCCCAACGAGCUCAUCCUCAAGGAGCACCUGAGGUUCGCCCACUCCCACCUGUCCUGGCAGCCCGACGCUUUCCAGGACGACCCCAACCAGCCCGGCACCAGCCGCGAUUCCUACAGCCCCGCCCGGCCCGCCGUGGAGUUUUUCGGCAAAACCGAGCGGCGUUUCCCUGCUCCGUGCCGGGAGAGUUCGUCCCUCUACGAUCCCUCCUUCGGGUCGGCCCAUCCCAGGUCGGACAAGAGCAACGGAGCCGCCAAGAAGGAGCCGCAGGGAUUCCAGCACGCCAGGAAGGCGGCGCCUUAUUCCCAAGCAAACGCCGCCUUUGCCGGGUUCUCCUCGCCCAAAUCCUAUUCCCACUCGGCCCUGCAGCAGCUGAGGAAGAGAGCGGCCACCCAACAGCUGGAAGGGGACGGGGACAACCUCCGGGGCCACCCCGAGGAGCCGCGGGCCUCGUGGCCGCCGGACGACGACGAGGAGGAGGAGGAGCCGGAGCCGGGCCGCGCCGGCAGCGUGGCCGUGCCGCGGGCAGCGCUGGAGCUCAAGAGAACCUUCGGGGCCGCCUUGAGGGCCGCAGAAACGGGCAGCGAGGAGCAGCAGCGGCAGCUGAGGAUGAUGGUGCCCCUGGUGGUGCUGCACGAGGCGGCCGCGCACCCCAAGGCGCCCAAGAGGCCUCGGGGGAAGCCGCCCAAGAAGAAGAAGAAGGCGGCGGCGCGGGAGGCGGCGCCGGAGGAGCCGCUCCCCUUGGACGUUCUGCUGCUGGAGUCGCCCCUGGAGGGUCCCCUGGAGCUGGAGGAGCUGCUGGGCUCCGAGGCCACCAUGCUGAGGAACGAGGAGAGGAAAUGUCCCUACUGCCCCGACCGCUUCCACAACGGCAUCGGCCUGGCCAACCACGUGCGCGGCCACCUGAACCGCGUGGGCGUCAGCUACAACGUGCGCCACUUCAUCUCCGCUGAGCAGGUCAAGGCCAUCGAGCAGAAAUUCUCCUUCCAGAAAAAGAAGAAAAAAGUGGCCAACUUUGACCCGGGCACGUUCAGCCUGAUGCGCUGCGAGUUCUGCGGCGCGGGGUUCGACACUCGGGCCGGGCUCUCGAGCCACGCCCGCGCUCACCUGCGCGACUUCGGCAUCACCAACUGGGAGCUCACCGUGUCCCCCAUCCACAUCCUCAAGGAGCUCCUGGCCACCUCCUGCGAGCACCCGGCGCUGCUGCGGGCCCUGGCCCCGUCCCCCGGCGAUCCCCAGCACCGCGAGCACCGCGAGCACCGCGAGCACCGCGAGCACCGCGAGCCGCACCGGGAGCACCGCGACACAAACUGGGAGAACCGCGAGACAAACUGGGAGAACCUGCUGGCUCCCGACGAGGACGACCUGGUGGCCAUGGAGGUGUCGUCCCCUCCCCCCAUGGCCAAGAAGAGCUCGGCCCUGGAGCCGCCCCCCCCCCGCCUGGGCUCCAAAGUGUCCCCGGAGCCCCCCGGCAGCAAAGCCGAGCCCCAGGACUCCAAAGAUCUCAAUCCCAGGGCUUUCCACCCCUUUCUAACCCUGGAAUUCUCUCCCCUCCCAGCCUCCCGUGCCGACCCUGUGCGCGACAUCCGCUGCGAGUUCUGCGGGGAGUUCUUCGAGAACCGCAAGGGGCUCUCGAGCCACGCCCGCUCUCACCUGCGCCAGAUGGGCGUGACCGAGUGGUCGGUGAACGGCUCCCCCAUCGACACCCUGCGCGAAAUCCUCACCCGCCGCCGCUCGGGCCACCCCAAGGCCCUGCCCAAGAGCCUCCUGGCCAGCCUGGCCCCGCUGGAGCCUCGCCCUCCCCCCGAGCUGCACCUGCCCCCCGGCCUGGCCAAGAAAGUCCCGGCUCCUCUGAGCCCUCCCGGAGCUGGCGCGGCCUCGCCGCCGCCGCCCACGGCCAGGAAAGUGUUCCCGGGGCUGCAGGCGCCGUCCCUGCAGAAAAAACUCAAGCAGGACCAGCUCAGGGUGGAGAUCAAGCGGGAGUUGAUGGCUGGAGGAGGAGGAGGAGGAGGAGGAGGAGCCGGGAUCCAUCCCGGGGAGGCGCCGGCGCCGCCGGACCCGGCCUGGGCUGCGCACGAGGAGAUGGCGCCGCUCAACCUCUCCUCCCGUGCGGACCCUGUGCGCGACAUCCGCUGCGAGUUCUGCGGGGAGUUCUUCGAGAACCGCAAGGGGCUCUCGAGCCACGCCCGCUCUCACCUGCGCCAGAUGGGCGUGACCGAGUGGUCGGUGAACGGCUCCCCCAUCGACACCCUGCGCGAAAUCCUCAGGAAGAAAUCCAAGCCCUGCCUCAUCAAGAAGGAGCCUCCGGCAGAGGCGUGCUGUGAGCUGUGCGGGCUCUACUUUGAGAACAGGAAGGCCCUGGCCAGCCACGCCCGGGCUCACCUGCGCCAGUUCGGGGUCACCGAGUGGUGCGUGAACGGCUCCCCCAUCGAGACCCUGCGCGAGUGGAUCCGGCACCGCCCCCACAAGGCGGGCGCUUUCCGCAGCUUCAUCCAGGGGGGCCGCCCCUUCUCCAAGAAAUUCCGCGGCUCCGCGGGGCCCCGCGGGGCCCUGGCCCUGCCCCCGGGGCCCUUCCUGGCCAAGGGCGGCCUCGGCGCCGAGACGGCGCUGGGGGAGUGCGGGAAGGGCCCCGAGGGAGCCGAGAGGGGCCUGGGGACGGCGCUGGGCGUGGUGAAGGUGGAGGAGAGCAGGGGCAACUUCAGCAGUGAGUGA